UUUUUUUUUUUGUUUUUUCUCUCAUCUCUAAUAACAUCAUGUCGAGUGAAACAACGAAUGACAGUAACAACAAACCAUCAUCAUCAUCUGAUCCCAAUAGAUCUAUUGAGUUAUCCAUUAAAUCUCUUGAACAACAAGUAAAAAUGGUCUCUGUACCUAGAAAUGCAUCCGUUUUAGAUCUAAAGCAUAAAAUUGAAGUUUUAUUUGAUGUCGAUAGUAUACGUCAACGUUUAAUUUUUCAGGGAAAAGUUUUAAAAGAUGACAAAAACUUGAUGGAUUAUGAAAACUUGGAUGAUGGUAAAGUCAUUCAUCUGGUUAUUAGACCCUUGAAUGCGCCACAUAACCCAGAAAAUGAUGAACCACAACAACAAAGAAAUAACAGGAGGCCAACAGGAAGAAGAGGCAUUUCUUCAGGAUAUGCUGUAAUAACGUUAGAUGCCACUUUGGCAGAUUUAACAGGUGGAUUGGGUGCUACUAGUGGUUCUGUAAGUUUUGAUAUAGACAGAUAGAUAUGAAGUAGAGGAGGGGAAGGGGAAGGGGAAGGGUAGAGAAUUUAGUUUUAUUUAUUUAUUAAUGUAUAUUUAUAUAUUUAUUUAUAUGUAAUAUAUGUAUAUAUAUAUAUAUAUGUGUGUGUGUGUGUUUGUGUGUGUGUAUGCGUGUGUGUAUGCGUGUAUAUAUGUGUGCGUGUAGCUUUUACCUAGU
Messenger RNA from Cokeromyces recurvatus, 702 nucleotides. Its product is annotated as ubiquitin-related domain-containing protein. The transcript has 3 exons. The record is from RefSeq and is a predicted model, not a curated record. Bases 39 to 509 code for a protein of 156 amino acids. Gene Ontology annotation, cellular component: BAT3 complex. Gene Ontology annotation, molecular function: polyubiquitin modification-dependent protein binding; misfolded protein binding. Lineage: Eukaryota; Fungi; Mucoromycota; Mucoromycetes; Mucorales; Mucoraceae.